Messenger RNA from Homo sapiens (human), 4287 nucleotides. RefSeq names its product staufen double-stranded RNA binding protein 1 (gene STAU1). The coding region runs from base 1015 to 2748 and encodes 577 amino acids. NCBI's taxonomy places the organism in Eukaryota, Metazoa, Chordata, Mammalia, Primates, Hominidae. Gene Ontology annotation, biological process: modification of postsynaptic structure; modulation of chemical synaptic transmission; cellular response to oxidative stress. The transcript has 14 exons. Gene Ontology annotation, molecular function: protein phosphatase 1 binding; double-stranded RNA binding. The record is from RefSeq and is a predicted model, not a curated record. Gene Ontology annotation, cellular component: protein-containing complex; cytoplasm; cytoplasmic ribonucleoprotein granule.
ACUUCAGCCUCCCGAUAAGCUGAGAUUACAGGUGCGUACCACCAUGCCUGGCUAAUUUUUUUUUUUUUUUUUUAGAUGGAGUCUUGCUCUAUCGCCCAGGCUGGAGUGCAGUGGCGCGAUCUUGACUCACUGCAAGCUCUGCCUCCCGGGUUCACGCCAUUGUCCUGCCUCAGCCUCUGGAGUAGCUGGGACUACAGGUGCCCGCCACCAUGCCCAGCUAGUUGUUUUUUUUUUUUUUUUUUUAGUGGAGACGGUGUUUCACCGUGUUAGCCAGGAUGAUUUUGAUCUCCUGACCUUGUGAUCCACUCGCCUUGGCCUCCCAAAGUGCUGGGAUUACAGGCGUGAGCCACCGCGCCCGGCCAUGCCUGGCUAAUUUUUAUAUUUUUAUUUUAUUUUAUUUUUGAAGCAGAGUCUCGCUCUGUUACUCAGGCUGGAGUGCAGUGACCCAAUCUCAGUUCACUGCAACCUCUGCCUCCCGGGUUCAAGUGAUUGUUCAGCCUCAGCCUCCCAAGUAGCUGGGAUUACAGGCAUGUGCCACCAUGCCAGACUAAUUUUUUUUUAUUUUUAGUAGAGACAGUGUUUCACCAUGUUAGCCAGGCUGAUCUUGAACUCCUGAUCUCAGGUGAUCCACCUGCCUUGGCCUCCCAAAGUGUUGGGAUUACAGGUGUGAGUCACUGCGCCGGCCUAAUUUUUGUAUUUUUAGUAGAGAUGGGAUUUCACCAUGUUGGCCAGCCUAGCCUCAAACUCCUGACUUCAGGUGAUUGGCCCACCUUGGCCUCCCAAAGUGCUGGGAUUACAGGCCUGAGCCACGGUGCCUGGUUUAGUAUGCAUUCUUGACUGGGGAAAAUUGCAGUGAGUUUAUUAACCACUUAACCUCUCAGAACUGAACAAAGACAACAUUGUUCCUGGAACGCCCUCUUUUUAAAAAAGGUAGAACUUUAGACUUCAUAGCACUGAAUUAACCUGCACUGAAAGCUGUUUACCUGCAUUUGUUCACUUUUGUUGAAAGUGACCAUGUCUCAAGUUCAAGUGCAAGUUCAGAACCCAUCUGCUGCUCUCUCAGGGAGCCAAAUACUGAACAAGAACCAGUCUCUUCUCUCACAGCCUUUGAUGAGUAUUCCUUCUACUACUAGCUCUCUGCCCUCUGAAAAUGCAGGUAGACCCAUUCAAAACUCUGCUUUACCCUCUGCAUCUAUUACAUCCACCAGUGCAGCUGCAGAAAGCAUAACCCCUACUGUAGAACUAAAUGCACUGUGCAUGAAACUUGGAAAAAAACCAAUGUAUAAGCCUGUUGACCCUUACUCUCGGAUGCAGUCCACCUAUAACUACAACAUGAGAGGAGGUGCUUAUCCCCCGAGGUACUUUUACCCAUUUCCAGUUCCACCUUUACUUUAUCAAGUGGAACUUUCUGUGGGAGGACAGCAAUUUAAUGGCAAAGGAAAGACAAGACAGGCUGCGAAACACGAUGCUGCUGCCAAAGCGUUGAGGAUCCUGCAGAAUGAGCCCCUGCCAGAGAGGCUGGAGGUGAAUGGAAGAGAAUCCGAAGAAGAAAAUCUCAAUAAAUCUGAAAUAAGUCAAGUGUUUGAGAUUGCACUUAAACGGAACUUGCCUGUGAAUUUCGAGGUGGCCCGGGAGAGUGGCCCACCCCACAUGAAGAACUUUGUGACCAAGGUUUCGGUUGGGGAGUUUGUGGGGGAAGGUGAAGGGAAAAGCAAGAAGAUUUCAAAGAAAAAUGCCGCCAUAGCUGUUCUUGAGGAGCUGAAGAAGUUACCGCCCCUGCCUGCAGUUGAACGAGUAAAGCCUAGAAUCAAAAAGAAAACAAAACCCAUAGUCAAGCCACAGACAAGCCCAGAAUAUGGCCAGGGGAUCAAUCCGAUUAGCCGACUGGCCCAGAUCCAGCAGGCAAAAAAGGAGAAGGAGCCAGAGUACACGCUCCUCACAGAGCGAGGCCUCCCGCGCCGCAGGGAGUUUGUGAUGCAGGUGAAGGUUGGAAACCACACUGCAGAAGGAACGGGCACCAACAAGAAGGUGGCCAAGCGCAAUGCAGCCGAGAACAUGCUGGAGAUCCUUGGUUUCAAAGUCCCGCAGGCGCAGCCCACCAAACCCGCACUCAAGUCAGAGGAGAAGACACCCAUAAAGAAACCAGGGGAUGGAAGAAAAGUAACCUUUUUUGAACCUGGCUCUGGGGAUGAAAAUGGGACUAGUAAUAAAGAGGAUGAGUUCAGGAUGCCUUAUCUAAGUCAUCAGCAGCUGCCUGCUGGAAUUCUUCCCAUGGUGCCCGAGGUCGCCCAGGCUGUAGGAGUUAGUCAAGGACAUCACACCAAAGAUUUUACCAGGGCAGCUCCGAAUCCUGCCAAGGCCACGGUAACUGCCAUGAUAGCCCGAGAGUUGUUGUAUGGGGGCACCUCGCCCACAGCCGAGACCAUUUUAAAGAAUAACAUCUCUUCAGGCCACGUACCCCAUGGACCUCUCACGAGACCCUCUGAGCAACUGGACUAUCUUUCCAGAGUCCAGGGAUUCCAGGUUGAAUACAAAGACUUCCCCAAAAACAACAAGAACGAAUUUGUAUCUCUUAUCAAUUGCUCCUCUCAGCCACCUCUGAUCAGCCAUGGUAUCGGCAAGGAUGUGGAGUCCUGCCAUGAUAUGGCUGCGCUGAACAUCUUAAAGUUGCUGUCUGAGUUGGACCAACAAAGUACAGAGAUGCCAAGAACAGGAAACGGACCAAUGUCUGUGUGUGGGAGGUGCUGAACCUUUUCUGGCCAUGAACCAUUAUAAAAUCCCAACAUAUAUACUGAAAAUACUGAAACUGCUUUGAAAAUUUGGAAUUUCUGAUACCUCCAGUGGGCCGAGAGACACGGUGGGUAAAGGAUGUGGGCAGCAGCAGGGAAGACAACAGAAACACAAGGAGGCGGCUGUGGCCGGGCUGGACUGUGCUGGGGUUUGUUGUGAUGGCCACUCGGUGACCUGGCGGUCCCUACGCAAUAGCAGCUGCCUGUGGGGAAGAAGGGCUGCCCAGCCAGCUGGUUCUCCCGGGACACCAGCAGAUCCACACCCUGGGCACCUCCGUGUUUGGUCUUUUUUUUCCCCUGUGUGAAAGAAGAAACGGCACGACCCCUUCUCAAGCUGGCUCACUCAGACACAUUGGGACAAACCCUGGACAGCCAUGCCAGAGAGAGGCCUUUGACCGGCCCCAGAGCUAAAAGCACCAGAGAAAAUCAAAUGCUUCCUACUCAGCGUGACCCAACUUUUCUAGUGUGCCACGGCCCCACCACCUCCUGCAGUACCCACACCAUCACCACUGCUUUCUCUUCCAACAGUGAUCUGUAUUCUUAGUUUCAUUAUUUUCUUUUGAUUGAUAUGACACUAUAUAAAAUUUUCAUUUGAGAAUUUCUCAAUUGUAUCUAGUUAAAUAGCACAGUUUGGAAACUUGUCUGAGACUGACUUUAUCAAUAAUCUAACCGACAAAGAUCAUAUCCAUGUGUAUGUGGUUAGACAUUUUUAUUUCAUUGACUAACCCAGGACAGUUUCAGUGAUGCAAAUUGUGUGCCCUCUGGUUCAGCUGAAACAGUCCUGGACUUUCAAAAACCUUGAAUAAGUCUCCCACAGUUGUAUAAAUUGGACAAUUUAGGAAUUUUAAACUUUAGAUGAUCAUUUGGUUCCAUUUUUAUUUCAUUUUUAUUUUUGUUAAUGCAAACAGGACUUAAAUGAACUUUGAUCUCUGUUUUAAAGAUUAUUAAAAAACAUUGUGUAUCUAUACAUAUGGCUCUUGAGGACUUAGCUUUCACUACACUACAGGAUAUGAUCUCCAUGUAGUCCAUAUAAACCUGCAGAGUGAUUUUCCAGAGUGCUCGAUACUGUUAAUUACAUCUCCAUUAGGGCUGAAAAGAAUGACCUACGUUUCUGUAUACAGCUGUGUUGCUUUUGAUGUUGUGUUACUGUACACAGAAGUGUGUGCACUGAGGCUCUGCGUGUGGUCCGUAUGGAAAGCCUGGUAGCCCUGCGAGUUAAGUACUGCUUCCAUUCAUUGUUUACGCUGGAAUUUUUCUCCCCAUGGAAUGUAAGUAAAACUUAAGUGUUUGUCAUCAAUAAAUGGUAAUACUAAAUUUUUUUGUUAAUUUAUUCUCAAAUGCCACUACUGCUAGGUUGGUCCCCUCCCAACUUGCCCCUAUCCUUUUUUUAUUUUUAAGAAAAAAACUUUGUAAUGCUUGUGAUUCCAUCUGGGCAAAAGUCUGAAGAUCUGAAAUAACUUUAUAUCAAACCAUUGAUCAAUAAACAGCUACUAAUGAA